This is a messenger RNA of Prunus avium (sweet cherry), 936 nucleotides long. RefSeq names its product SEC14 cytosolic factor family protein / phosphoglyceride transfer family protein. The record is from RefSeq and is a predicted model, not a curated record. NCBI's taxonomy places the organism in Eukaryota, Viridiplantae, Streptophyta, Magnoliopsida, Rosales, Rosaceae.
ACGCUUGUCCUCGCCUCCAUUCCUCCUCAUCAAUCAACCCUCUCUCGCCUCGGACGCCCAUAAAAUUCCACUCCCCCUUCUUUAAAUUCCCUCACUUUCUCUCCAUCCAAACAAACCACAACACCAAAAAGAAAUGCCUACUCAAAUAUCCGAAUCCGAACAACAGCAACUCAUCGAAAAGCUCGACAUCUUCAGAAUCAAAGGCAGAGACAAGCGCGGGCGCUCUAUCCUUCGCGUCAUCGCCAAAUUCUUCCCAGCGAGGAUUGUGAGCGUGGAUGCUCUGCGCAAAUAUUUGGAGGAGAAAAUAUUUCCAGAAUUAGAGAAGAAGCCGUUCGCGGUGUUGUACGUGCACACCGGAGUUCAAAGGUGCGAGAACUUCCCCGGAAUCUCCGCCAUCCGAUCAAUCUACGACGCAAUCCCGAUCAACGUCAAGCGCAACCUCGAAGCUGUGUAUUUCCUCCACCCUGGCCUGCAAGCCCGCCUCUUCUUAGCCACCUUCGGCCGCUUCCUUUUCACCGGAGGGGUGUAUGGGAAGCUGAAGUACGUGAGCAGGCUCGAUUAUCUGUGGGAGCACGUGCGGAGGAGCGAGAUUGAGGUGCCUGAGUUCGUGUGCGAUCAUGAUGAGGACUUGGAGGACCGUCCGAUGAUGGACUACGGAUUGGAGAGCGAUCAUCCGAGGGUGUACGAUGCGCCCGCGGUUGAUUCGCCUGUGUCCAUGUACUCCAUGAGAUGCAUCUCAUAGUCAACAAUUAUUUAGGGUUAGAAGUUACAUCGGAUGUUUCCAUUGGGCCUUCCAGUUAGAGCAGUUAGCCAAUGUUUUAGUUGCAUCUUUAUUCUCUUUGUUACAAUUUCUUUAGAUAAAUACUUUUGUAUAAAUCCUAAAUCCAAAAUUUCAGUGUUCAUUAAUAGAGGACUUAUCUUCGGACUUACAAUUAA